AUGGCGGCUGAGACACGAAAGCUUUCUGCUGUUCUUUUUUUGGUAGCCUGUGCCAUUUUUGUGCCCCAGGGGAACGGUGGAAAUUUGUUAGAUCCAACCUUAAUUGGGAGAGAGUUGCAGUCGUUUGCUAAUGAUGCUCUUGGAGUGGAUGACCUUCAAGUAAGACUACAUCUCUACUAAUUUAAGCUUUGACUGAUCUUCAACUAUUGAAAUAUUCAAUGAUCAGUCUUCUGUCAGGUGUAUUACACAUGGUGAUUGCACAUAAUCAAAGUUAAGCUCAAUUCGAUAAGUCAGCUGACAAAGUUGAUUACUUGUGCAAAUCUGAAACGCUGAGUAUACGUGGGAAGUUCAUUAGACAUUGAUUUUGCGACAUACGAAAAGGGAAGCUCGAGAUUAAUUCCGCUUUGUGGUUUUAGAGUUAGCGUUUAGCGUACAAAACAAAUCGACACAGCACAGUGCACGUCGCUUAGAAAGUGAAUUGGCGUUCUUUAAAUCUCCAUCGCGAAUAUUUGAAAUGACUUUUUAAUACAUUUAUCAAAUGUAGGCGAAGUCUCCUGGAUCCUGGAAUUGAAUUCCUUUUGAAACAUAUCCAAGUUCGGAAAAAGAAAGAAACUUUCUUCGUUAAGCGUUUUUACGUCCUCUAUUAAAAGGGAAAUCAGUCGUUUUUACGUCGUGGCUUUGAAGUAACGGCAAAGGAAUGUAAAAGAAUAGUGUGCUGUUCAUGCUGAGUUGUUGUUUUACGUAUAAACCUAUUGCUUUCUUGAAGUCCUUGUUGUCGUCACCGUUGUUGGAUUUUAAUGUCCCCUUUCUUGUUACUGAAAGCGGCGACAGCCCUAAAAAAGGAUGUCAGCGAAUAUAUAUGUAAUGUAUUUAUAUGAAAUCUCAGAUACACUACGGUCGGCCUUAAAAGCGUAUUGGGCUUUUAUCUAGCUGGACCAAUAUCUGUCGGCGGAAUUCCUGAGAAACAAAUUUAGGUGAUCUUUAAUUUUUCAGAUUUCUGACUAAAACCAUAUCAGCGUCGGAUCUUUUAAUGGUUUUCCUUACAGAACUACUAACUUAAAGUUUACUGGUACGUUUCCUUUUUUUAACAUAUUGAAGGAUAUUAGUGAGUGAUUACUACUCAGCCAGAAACUGGAAUAUGAAUGAAGUCAGAGCAAAAGUAUUGGAAUUACAGCGUUCACGGUCCGCUAUGAGGCAAAACAUAGUUGGUGAUAAUCGCAUUCAAAAAUACUUUCAAUUUAAUUCACAUUAAAUUUAGAACUAAACCGUUAAUGAGUAAAAAUAACUCGAAAGGAUUCUCUAUACUAAAUUUCCUGUAUUUUUUUUCUUGGCACAAAGGGACCAUAUAUGGUCAUAUUAACUACGAUAUUGUGAAUGAACGCGCCAUAACAUCAAGAGUAAACCAAAAGACAAACAGCUCGCUUAUUUUCUCUUGAGUGAUCUAAGAACUUAGAGCUGAUUUUUCUCGCAAAGGACAAAUUGCGACCUAAGAAAAGAAGUUCUUAACUGAUAAGUCAAAUGCAAUAAUUUAGAGGGUGCAGAAGUGCGCAUGCGUCAUGAGCGUCUUAAUACCGUGGUUAAAAAAUCGAAGAAGUUGUGGUUUUCGCACAAUUAUGAUUAGACAACUGAGAUCAAGCCUUUAUCGCCAGCUAAAACAUUCUUCUUGUAUUUGUACACUAACUACAACAAUACAAUGAUUCUCUGAUCAUGACAAUGUUGUUGAUACCGAAAUAUAACAUUUUUACCCUGUAUUUUGUCACUGUUGUCUAGCUAUUUUGACUACGUACUGAGACUAUCAAAGGAAAAUUUUUGGUUAUUUUAUUUUAUUUUUUACAGACGUAUUUUAAUCAACUGCAGUAUCAGACGAAUAAACUAGAAGGAAACACGGCAGACCUUUCUGUGAACCUCAGAAACAAGUUCCAAACAAGAUUUGCAGUCACAAAACGACUUAAAGAUAAAGUUGAAGCUUUAUACGCCAAGCCUCCGAAACCCACGACAGCAAAACAAUGCUGUGAUAUCGACAAAUCCACCCUGAAAUACGAUGAACUUUUCCGCACCAAAGUCGACCCUAACAACAUUUGUUUGAAGAUUUCUGGUGCUGCAACCCCAAACCCUAGACAUUUGGAGGCAGAGGAAAUUUUAAAAGAAAUGAAAGACAUUCAUACAAAAAACCCCUUUAUCAAGUGGCAGUACUUUGCAUCUGUGGAGGGUGUCUAUACAGGUUUUCCAGUGUUUGACGAUCCAGCCCCAUGUGACUUCUACGAUCAUCGAUACAGACCAUUUUAUGUUGAAACCGCCACCCCUGAAGCUAAAGAUGUUGUGUUGGUUAUCGACUCAAGUGCGUCUAUGACUGGAAAAAAGUUUACUACUGCUAAAGAAGCAGCAAAGACGGUGUUAGACUCGUUGAAUCCUAAAGAUCAGGUGGGUCUUCAAAAACGUGUUUGACAAUGAUAAUAACUGAAGAGGUUUGAAUAAACGAAACUUGUCUUAAGGCUAAAAUAAAAAUUCUUCCAAAUUUGGUCACCGGUAACUGGUUAUGGUGAAUUAUGCGUGUGCUUUUAGCCAAUCAGAUUCGGGGAAAGAUUUUGAAUGAAUAAUAAUUUAAUUUAAUGGCAUAAUUUGUAAAAGAAUUACAGUGACCCCAUAUAAAAAAAAUCACCUUAAAUCACCUUAUAUAACGUUGGUAGGGUUGUCUUCUUCAACAAGGUCUCGUAACUUGAUUUAUCAUCCUUAAAUACCGCUCGCAAUUCCCAGUUUCUCUUGCGUUCCUUUCAAUUUGCACUUGUCGGAUGCUCUUAUGCAUAACCAUGCAAUUGAACAAUAGUUCAACCCAGGAAGACAGAAGAAGCAACUUGGUCUUCACUGAACCAGUUUCCUCAUCCUUGCCAGAACUCCAGUCUUAGAAUUGGCUUUGGAGCACAUUAACUUAACAUAGUCACGAAAAUUAAGUUUGUUAUCUAGAACGACUCCUAAUAAUUUCAGAGAGUUUAAGCAUUCGAUCUCCUCGUGAUCAACAGUGACACGUGUCUCCGAUGUGUCCUUAGCUCUGGGAGCUAAGAAAAUUGCUUGAAACUUAUCUUUGUUUGCUAGAAGGAAAUUGUUUCUGUACCAGUCAGUCACUAUCACUGCUUCAUUGUUUAAGGCUGACACGACUUUGGUAAGCGAGUGAUCAUAUAAAUUAUGUGCAUAGUUGAUGAUCGUCCACGUACAUAAGUAGAUCCCAGUUGUUUAUGCUGUAGUAUAAAUCAUUUUAAAAUAUGUUCCCCAGCAGGGGUCCAAAGCACGAACCUUGGGGACAUCCCUCCCUUUAGUUUUGCAAAACACUUGUAGAAGUGGAGAGUUUGACCCUGCCUUGCCGACCCUGGAAAUACGAACGUAGCAGUUGUAGCCACUCAUAUAAAAAAUUAUAAGCUUCUAAUUUCUUUAUCAUCACAGCAGGCAACAGAGAGUCAAAAGCCUUACUGGUAUCUGUGGAAAUAACUCCCACAUAUUUUCCAUCGUCAAUAGCAAAUUUCCAAUCCCCGAAUAGUCUAUCUUAGUCCUUCCCUGUAGGCCGAUUGAUAUUUUAAGAGACAUGACUCUAAUUUAGAUGUAACUUGCUUACUCAACAACUGUUCGAAAAUUUUAUUAACAGCAUUUAGAACAGUCAUUGGUCUGUAGUUCUUCUUAUUACUUUUAUCGCCCUUCUUGAAGAGGGGAACCUAUUCACCUAACUGAGCGAUUUCACGCGCGCAAAUUGGACAAGAACCACAACAUGGUCUAUAUGAGUGCAGAUCAUGGAAAUGACGCGAGCGAUGGUGUUUCCAUCUCUUUUUCUUGCGCGCCCUAUUUUCUGAGAAAGUUAACUAAAAAUCGGCCUAAAAAUCUGUAAAUGGUACUGUAAAAAACUAAUCUACAACAAUUUCACAUGGUCUAUAUCUUUAUCGACCAUAUAACUAAUGUCAAAAUGUACAGAACUUUAAUGUAGUGAAACCACUCAGCUACGGCUUGUGGUUCCACUUGAGUUUAGACUAUUUUGAUGUCAUUUCUAUGAUCGAUAAGAGUACUGACCAUAACAAAUUGUUGUAUAUUUGCAUGGGCACAAGGGAGGUGCUCGCUCCAGGUUAUAAGCUCCUGCUCAGUUACAUUGGCGGUUUGAAAUAGAAGCCCAUAACUUGGAGCGAGCAACUUCCCUGUGCCCAUGUAACACCGUUUUCACAGACCACUUUUUCCCGCGAGUUUUGAAUAUCAAAUAUCAGUAAACAAAAAUCGGAGACUAGAAAAAAUUAUUUCUGAUGUUUUGACAGCAUCUACUUCUCUUUGUUAUUAUCGUUUGAAAAUAUCAUCCUUUUAUCGUAUAGUUUCACCCGGUGCUUCCAUGAUACAUAAAUACAUUGAUCAUAAAAAAUGAUAUAUUUUUGGUUACUUUUCUCCAAGGUUAAUGUAGUUUCCUUCAACACAGAAGCUUCAACGGAUGGUGGUUCUGACGUCACGUCUUGUUUCAGUGAGCGAUUAGCUCUAGCUGUUCCUGAGAAUAAAAGAAGCCUGAAGAAAUACAUUGAUGGACCCAAGUUUAUUGCUCAACGUAAGUCUAAUAGUUUUUCACUAUCAUGUUUCACUUCGGCAAGCUCCCUAGCCUGCGUAGCAGUCGUUUCCGUUUCCUGUAGGCUAAUUGGGCAAGUGCAAAAGAGCACAAGGAAAAAAAUGAGAAAAAGGUAAAAGAGAAAGGGUGGGGGGGGGUAGGAAAGGAAACUGUUUCUUCUUUCUCCCUGGCUGUUUGGGCAGCCAUGUGACAAGUAGCGGCAUCAAGGUCCAACUAUUGCUGUCCUGCUAGGAAUCAUGAUCAUCAGCAACCUGCACCGGACAGCGACAUGGCUGGAGACAAACGUGGGCUGCUGCCCAUAUAAAUGACUGUAGAGUAUAUCAUUUGCCCUCUCAAGCUAAAUUCCGGUUGUUGAUUUAGCGACUCUGUCUGUGGUUAAAAUGGAGACUGCCACGUCCUCUCUAGUUUUCCUAUAACUUGGAAAAAAAGCGGCAAAUAGCGAGCGAAGUAAGCGCCAGCGAAAAGCCCGACGGGGUGUGAGAUUGAGACCCACUUCACCCCAUACUCUGCAUACUCCCUUCCACUUUGCAUUUUUAACAACCAGAAUUACGAGAAAAUAUUUGUAAAAGUAAUUGAAAAGUUAAGUCUGUAGUAUAGAGGAUUUUAUUUCUACCAGUCCUACUGUAUUUUAACGAGCUUGUUCGGCGAUCGGAGUCAAAAUGAUGACGAUUUCAAAAAACAUCUCAGCAAUCACAGCCUAAAUUGUCCAAAAAGAGACCAACAAGAGCCGCAUUAUCCCAUUAUGGCUCUUGCAGACCAGUCAUUCAACGUACGCCACGUCCACACAAAUCUAGGUAUUUUUGUGCACCCGCAUUUUUUUAACAUGCACGAAUCGAUCGAUCUUUCGCACACACAGUAACCAGUUAAAUCGCUCACCGAAACUGCAUUUUUGAUUUAGGACCCUGCUUGAAUGUGUUCGAGAUGGUAACGGAACUCGCAGUGGAAUAUUCGUUUCCUGUCCACACGAAUCCGGGAAACAAAAUGUAUGUGGUUUCAAAAAUGUCCGGUUUCGUGUAGACGAGGUAUCAUAUUAGUAUAGGUAAUCACAUGAUUUUCUCUUGCAAUUUGGACUAAAUAAGCACGAGUAAAUUUUUCAAAGACCAACAAGAGUGCAUGAGCACGUAGGGCGAGUGCACUUUGUGGUCUUUGAAAAAUGUACGAGUGCUUAUUUAUUCUGCCAAUCAGAAACCAUUUGUAAUUUGCACUUGGUCAAGUUUAAAGUAGGAAUAGACUAAGGAUGGCAACCCAAUAACCCCGAACGAGGCGGUUCUGACAUCGAUGAUGGGAUUUGAAACAGCAAUAUGGUUCUCUAAACGGCCUAGACGUAUCAACUGAUGGCCCCUUGAUGUUUUUGCCGAAAGCAUUUUAUUUUUGUUGAGCCUGUUACAAUUAUGAGAAUGAACGCCUCCUAUCUAUCAAACACCUCUGCUUGGAACCCUAAAAUUAGAUAGACGCCCCGGCGUUUAUUAGAUCAUUUACAGUAUUCUCUUCCGCGUCGGCAACCUACCUACCUCCCCAUAUUAUGCGAAAUUAACUUUACCUAUUUAUUGAUUCAUGACUCUUCAGGUAGAUCUGUUUAUCAAGUGGGAUUGCUAAAGGCCUUUGAUCUGUUGAAAGCUUCUGCUGUUGGAGAAUCUGACAAAACUAAGAGGAGAAUUAUUUUAUUUCUCACGGAUGGCGAUCCAACAGAUGAUAGAGAUUUGAUCUUCAAAACGAUAAGAGACAAGAACUUGGAGCUUAACAACUCAGUCAUAAUUUUUACGUUUGGAAUUGACACGCAUAAUCCUGAAAUCCUCACAGACAUUGCCAAUCAAGAUACAACAAAGUAUGGCUAUCCGCGAAAUGUGUCUGUUGGAGAUGUAACGGUAAAGUACAAGUAGAUAAACUUUUCACCUUUGCAAGGGUAAUUCGCUUACAUGUAAGGCAGCUUCCUUGUCAAAUCUCAGAUGCAUUCAAUUGUAUUGUAACGUUUUCGGUUUAAACGCGGCAGUUUCAAAACUUAAAGAAAAGCUAGCCCCGGUGAGUGCCUAGUAAUGAUCCCAGAAACACUUGUGGGGGGUAAUUUCGACUUCAGUUCCCUUAUCGUUUCUAAAGUGACGAAUUGUUUAUGACAAAAUUCGAUUGACCCGCGAUGAACACACUUUUGCAAAAUUAGAGCAUAAGAGAUCCUACUUUUUAAAGAAAAUCGCUCGAUGUAUGAUACUAGAGCGUGAGCAACCUAUCGUCAUAGACGUAGUGUCUUAUCUAGAAAGUAGAAGUUCGUCGUCAAGGGUUUAAGGUUGUUUUGAGGUCCAAAGCAUUUAGUUUCUUUUGUAUGCUAGUCACGUUCUUAAUUAAUCGUCUUAAGAUAGUUCAGUUCAAAAACCGUAUACUUUUGAUAUUACUAGCUUUCCUUAAUAUUUAAUUAGGUGCCAGAAGAUCCUCAAUCUGUAAGUCACAGCUUUUUGUACGCUUUUCCUCAUUAGCAUGGACAGUACACCGCAGUAACGGAAGAUAUUAACUUGCUGCGAACUAAGAUGGUAUCAUACUAUAAUUUUCUUCCUCGAGCGCGACUGGAUCAACCAGUAGUGUCUGUCCCGUAUAUUGAUGGAUUUGGAACAGGUAAUGUUUGUCUCUUAACUCAACGCGCCCCUCCCCCUCCCCCACCACCACAACAACGUUAAAUAGCUAAUAUAAUAGGGUGAAAGAUACUUCUUAGUUUUGGCGCAAAAUGUAAGCUUUUGUAUAAAAUUUAUAGUUCCACAUGUAAUAGUACAAAAUUGACGUAGAAACGUUUCUAAGAUGGCUUCUUAGAGGUUGAAGGAUGUUUCGGAGGACGAUUUUACGUCAUUGCAAAAAGACCCGCGAAUAGUCCUCGCGUAAUAUAAACACAUUUAAAAAUGGGGCAUUAUUGUCUCUCGCUUUUGUUAAACUAGCUUUUUUGAACUUGAUGGCUGCACAACUUUCAAUAGGUUUCAUUUUGUUGUUAUUGACCAAUUAAUACUUAGCACUAAAUUAUUCAGUCACAAUUUAUAAACAAAAAACAAAAGAUUAAUUGUGCACCGUCAAGAAGUUGCAUGAAGAUAAAUCGUAGAUACUCUUGUUUUUGAGCCAUCUUAGCUAAAGAAGAAACAAAAAGCAAAAUGCAGUGAUAAAUAUAAGGAAAUAUAAACGCAUUUUAGGAAAGAAAUAAAACUUUAACUCGACAUUUCUUAUGUUCCUCCGACCAACAAUACUUGAAUCACGAAAUCUGAUGCCCUUUUCUCCUAUUUCCCCUUUCAAGGAAAAGCGAAAAUAAGACCUCGCUAAAAACGCGAAGUUAAGUACCUGUGAAAUUAACUGUACUAAUAAGGUAUUUGGUGGUGGGAACAGGUAAAAAUGGAAUUAAGGAGGAGGAGGAAUUAAGAACUUGAAGAAUUUUUUUUCUCUUGUGAUCAGGUCUUCUGAUGUCGAUCACUCUUCCAUGCUAUGAUAAAACAGGAAACUUCAUUGGCGUAGCAGGGACAGAUAUCAACCUGGAGGACCUUCUAUCUGACAUCACAUUCUUCAAUCAGGACCAGACAACCUACGCUUUUAUGAUCGCUAAAACAGGAAGGACCUUAAUUCAUCCUCUUCUGCCAACACCUUCUGGAGCGUAUGAAGACCCUUUUUUCAUAGACAUUAGGACCCUGGAAUCUGAUUCGCAGUUCCUUGAGGUGUUUGCUUCUAUGACAAGGUAUGCAUGCAUGUGCUUUCGUUUUAGCUAUUUGCUCUUUUUUUCUAUGUGUCAGUGGCCUUAAACUAUGAACAAGACAAGGCAAGGUGAGCUGAGAGAGACGUGAAUGUCGUCCCAUGAGGUCAGCAACGUGCUGACGUGUUUAUAUCUGCAUACAUUUCUUUGCGUAAAAGAUACUAUUCAGUAAUCAUGGAAGCUUGCUUAUGCUAAAACGUUUUCCUGCCUCGCCUGGAGAUUAGGGUGGGGUGGGCUGGUGUCGAUCUUUGUUUGUUUGCUUUACACUUCUAUUUGACUUUGGUGACUCUUCUGUUUUAAACAAACAGGGGUGAAUCUGGAUCAACAACUUUCGUAGCCACACGGUAUUUACCGCGAGGCGGUGACAUCAAAGACGGAGUGGUAGUAAAGCAGCUUAAUUCAUCUUAUUUUUGGUCUCCAGUGGAAAAGACGGAUUUUUCCAUUGGUGUGGUUAUACCUGUUACCCAUGUAAACGAGGUGUUAAACACUUUACAAAUUCCCAAAGGUAAGGAUGGUUUCAGUUUAACAAGUUCAACUCAUCAUCGUCCCGCAAUUCUACUCUUGUCCCCUAAGGAUAGUCCAAGUCUUAAGGCCAGAUAUCAGUUAAUUGUUAGUUGUGAUGGGGUGUGUGUGUGUGUGGGGGGGCAGGGUUGCCACGCCUGGUGCUAAUCGUUCAUUGUCAUAAACGUAUGUUUGCCUCCAUUGAUUCAGGUUACUCUUUCAAGUAUCAUCGAAUAGACUUGGAUCCACCUCAACAUCCUUGCUUGCAUUUCGGAAAUAUUGUAACUAGCGGUGAGUAUAAUUAAAGUACUGUUAUAUAGCUUGUAAAUAGGGAGUUUGAAUCAAUAUUUCCUUUAUGCCUUGUAGCUUCUUUGAUCCGUGAGCACCCUGCCAGCAGAGUCUCCUUUUGUCUUGUCCAUUGAGGAGGAGAAAAUGAGGCUCUUCCUGAAUCACGUGAAGCCUUUAAUUGAAGCAGCGGUAGCCUGUCAGUUUUGAUUUUCCCUCGUCAAACUGGGUUUUGGGUAGCCUGCGUAGCUAGCCUUUCCAAUCGAGUUAUUGCGCGAAAGUAAGAGCUGGAGUAGAAAAAAAUUGAAGGCCCUAGAUUCACUCAACAUGGCGCAUAGGGGGAAGACGCUGCAAGAAAAUGUCGUGGGAUAGCAUGGACUGACCAAGAUGUUAAGGAAUUAAUUGAACUUUUCGUCCACCAUGUUUUAACAGAGGAAGCAGCAUGUGCACUAGGCCCAAUCGAGUACGCUGGCCGAGAUGUUGAGCUUUUUAACCGUACUAAAUCAUAAUUCCACAUCGCUUAGCACAGUUGACAAAAGGACGUGUAAAUGAGUGAUCAGUACUAUUUUUUUGGUACGCGUACCACUUUCAUCCGAGCCGUGCAAAAAAUUUCCUGCCGUGUAAAUGGGGCGUUCGUUUCAAACGUCGAGCUUUUCAUGUGCCGAACCUAAUGUACAAAUUAUUCUACCGAUCAAUGGAUUCAGGAUUACGUAUGACUGCGCCACCUGCCAGCUCAGUUCAAUUUGCUCUUGCUCAACCAAGAGAUCGGAUGUUUUAUUUGACCCCCCCUGCCCGUGUUAGAAAUUUGGUAGAGAACCACACCAACGGACGCUGCCCCGUAAGAGAGGAACAAAGUUUUGGAGCUUUUUAAGUCACACGUUGUCUUCAUCGGUGAAAUCACAAGAACCACAAGCAACGGUAUAGUACAUAUAGAUUUAGGAGACAUGGUAAGAAAUCCUGAAGUCUUGUCUCUAGAGCCAGAAAUUGGCAGCAAAAAAGGAAAAAAAUCCCAAUCCUGAAGGGAAUGACUCUCACCAAAAAGUAACAAAGCCCAGAGGCAGCAAAUUGACUGAAACGCCUAAAGGCGAGAGAAAGCAAAAGAGAGGGCAUGACGAACAGGAUACGGCAAGCGAAGGCCCGAGCGAUAAUGGCGCCAAAGUUGUUAUUUCGCCGCACUCAGCAAAGCUUGUCUAACCGCAGCCUACUAUACAAGACACAUUGCUGGCGACAAUGCAAGCGGGUUUCGAUUUCCUUGCGAAUAUCUUACAAGAAGAGAAGGCUCGAAAGAGUGAAAAAAGGCCAGCACCCUCAGAACAGCUGGCAGGUCGCGCAAUCUUACUUGAUCCCCUAAUACCGUAAUGAUGAGGUAGAACUGUUGUCGAUUUGUUAAAUUGUUACCUUCAUUUUGUUCACGUAGAUACAACCGUUGUAAAAUUUGCCCCACUGGCAUUUAUGGACCCUUACAGAUACAUUGGCAUGAACGAAACCACAGUUGACGUGAAGAAGCUUCAUGAUUUUAUGAUGGGAAGAACUACUUCGAGUGAAUAUCAGAAGUUAAGACCAGACAUCCGUGACACCGUCAUCGCUACCUGGAAGGCGGAAAAUCUGUGGCUACGUGAUAAAACUGAGCUUACUCAAUACUUGGUUUGGCGAUACAUUGGAACAGCCAAUGGAGUUUUUAGAGCGACUCCUGGUGCUGUGGAGCAAAAAAGCUAUGAUCCCAGAAAUAGGCCUUGGUAAGCGUGUGGCUUUCAGUAAAGAAAGAUCUCCUUGCUAGACAGAGUGUUGUUUGUAAAACAUUUAUGUUAUUCUGAACGGCCUUGCCAAAUUGGUCUUGAUAUAUUACAGCGGUUACCACAAACACGCGCCCUCGACUGUGAAGGAUUUUUCCUCUCUGUUGAAAGCUGGUUUUUCGUGGACGUCAAUCAACUGUUUCCAUGGUUUUCUCACGCGCCCAUGCAGACUGAGAAGGUUCUCUCAUCGCUGAAUGAUGGGAAAAGACUAACAAGAAUAAUUUCGAAUGACGACGGCGUUUUUACUACUUCAUCAAGAUGAAGGAUUACAUUAUUAAAACAACGAGGUCUGUGCGAGCUGAUUGAAAUAGCCGAAACACUCCUCUACAGUUUGCGUGAAUGUUUUCAGGUUGUUUAUUUAAUUGUAUGAAAACACGGGAGCCGUGGAAGAAUUGCCAAGGAGUAGAAACUCAAAAAAAACGAAAGAUCUCACACGGACAGGCGAAAAACGCUUCCUCUAUGAAAUUCAAAUGAAUUUGAAACCUGCAGAUCUACUUAAUAUCAUUCUUCAUGUUAUCGAAUAAAAUCCAGAACUAGCGAGAACUCAGACGAGUUGUGAGCGUAUAUUGAGAAAGCGUAUGUUGUUGUAACCUACAGUAUGGAAUUUAGUCUUUAAUUUGAUCUUCCCCCGAUAAACACUCAACAAAUUAGUACUCCUGGUAAUCUUGAUAUAAAGGAGUUUCAGAUGUUCCUCUUAGUGUUCAAGAAACAGGGAAAGAAUCUUUUCUUGGCCAACGCAUGAAAACCAUGGUAACGGUUGAUUGACGUUCACCAAACAGCAGGUUUGAACCGAAGGAAAAACACUUUGAAGGCGCGUGUUAGUGGUAACCGCUGCGAGAUAACAGCCUUAGAAAACUAUUAGGUGAAAAAAUAAUACUACAAAAUAUAGACUGCUACUACUACUACUACUACUACUACUACUACUACUACUACUACUACUACUACUACUACUACUACUACUACUACUACUACUACUACUACUACUACUACUACUACUACUACUACUACUACUACUACUACUACUACUACUACUUCUAGUUUUCGUAAGGCCGGUACGGUGUUAAGGUUUGCGAAACACGUAUUUCUAGUUUGAAUGAUAUUCUUUUCUUCUCUGCAGGUAUUACGCUGCAGUAAGUAACUCAGGCCACCUUACUCUUACAACUCCGUAUCUGGAUAUGGGAGGAGCCGGGGAAGUUAUUACCGCUGCUCGUUCUUUGUAUCAUGGAGAGUCGAGUGAUAAUGUUCUUGGAGUAAUGGGAGCUGAUUUUCCUUUGAGACACUUUCACAGGUAUCCAAUGGUAUAAGUGUAGAAUACUUUGCUACAAAAAAUUGUUUUCAUGGGGCUUUCAAACUUUGAUAUGUAGUACAACUCUUUAUGUCAGUGGUGAAAUCCCACAAAUAUACUUUUGCUGAACUUUGUUCUUAUAAUAAUAAGUUUAUAACAUUCAUUCAAAAUUUCCCCCUUUCUGAUUGGCUCAAAUCCCCCGACUGAUUCUUCAUAACCAGCUGAUGUUGACCAAUUUUGAAAGAUUUUAGCCGAUAUAAAGGAAACUGACGUCAAUUGUACAAAUAUGAACAGAAAAUGGAACAGCAAAGGGGGCGGUGGCUCAGCUGUUUUGACAGUGCUGGAGAAAAUAGUGGAACACUCGUGAAUUGAAGAUAAAGAAAAGAGGCGUCUCGCCGGUACCCAUUUAUACACAUGGAUAAAUUGAGGCAUUGUCAGAUUUAAACUGUUUCCCAAGAUAAAACAACGAAAUUACCCGGCAGGGCUCAAAAUCCACAUCUCAUAAUCUGCAAUUGGAGUCCAUGGAAUAUGCCAUAAAGCCACUGCGCCUCUCGUUCAUUAAGUGAGUUUGAAUUACAUAUUUCAGGUUACUUACAACGGUUUAUCCCAAGUGCGCACAAUCACUGCAGUACUCAUGUUUCAUUAUGGACAACUCUGGAUUCCUCGUAAUGCACCCGGAUUUCAUGUUGCCCUCAGCUGAAGCUAUCGAAGUGGAGCACGUUCAUAUCACCCAAAAGGAAAAGAGCAUGGCAAUUGAUUUAAUUAACCAUGGCUACUUAAUAAAGAGAACGUGUCGAAAUGUGGAAAGUAUAAGAGAGCAGAGUUUUUAUGAACUUCAUUUGCCCCCGGAUGGAUUCAGUCAAUUACAUUCAAACCAGGGCUGCAAAUAUGAGCUUAGUCAAAUACCUGGAACAAACGUCUACUUAGGUUAGAUACUGAGAUGAUCUUAGUAAUAUAAUACUUUAGGGCCAAUUGCUCGUUAUAGGAAUGUGGCACCUAUUUGUAAAAGAAAUGGGGAGAGGAAGGGGUGAUAUUUCACGCACGUGAGUCAAUUAAGUAUUCAGCGCUCUUGCGAACCUCGAUCAGUUUUUGUCUUAAAUAUAGCAAAGAUAUGAUCAAAGCGCCUCAGUGUCUCAUACAUAAAUAACUUUAACUUCUGCAAUUCAAAGUUAGGGAUACUUAAGCAAAUUCAAAAGAAAAAUUUUAGGCAAAAACGUCUUUACAGUUGUACAACGGUAAGAUUUAAAAAUGUCAAGCAAAGUUUUCAAAAUGGUGUUCAUUUCCCUCAUUAUAUGAGAAAACGUGCAUGGAUACGCUACAGCGGAAUAGACGCUUAAGAACACUUGGGCAUAAGUUUGCAUUGACGAAAAAGUGACCUUCGGAGCUAAAAAAGGUUGCUAAAACAGUAUAAGAUUAGAUAGCGUAGGCACUUAUUGCAAAAUUGAUCUAGGGCUCCACUUUUUCUCACAAAAGAUGGUUGAUUACAUCGGACUAGCUUUAAACUGAAUCAUUUUGUUGGUCCAUCUCAUAACAAAAUAGUGCUGGAUGCAAGUUAUAUACACGUCCUUUUAGAGAACGGUAGAAUUAUACUGGAUUGGACAUUGAUGAUUUAAAACUUUCAGGCACAUUCAAACGGAUCGAUUAACAUCUAAAUAUGCUCGAUAUUUCAACCGGCCUUGAUAGGGCUUGGUCAUGCAUAGUACUGAGAUCCACACUUUUUGUCAAAGCUCAGCAAUGAUCCCUUUCAAUCUUGACCGUUGAAAGAUAAAGAUAUGCACUUAUUUAGUUGAAGUAUGAGUGGCAGCGUGAUUCAACCAUUGAACCAUUAUUUCAGAAUUUUCUUUGAUUGUAAGGUGCCUUUAGGGUUUUUAAGUAACCGAAAAAUCGUGAUAUAGCUCCCUUUAUAUGUAAUUAAGUAAGGUCAACCUGGCUUCCUUCUCUGCACAGGUGUUGUCGCGCGAGAUUCCCUCUGUGUUUCAUCGUCCUGCUCGUGCUCUUCAGAUAACGAAUGCUCCAGAUUGACUGGUUUGAAGUGUGAAUGUCCCUGUACCUCCACUCUGGAAUUUUUUUAUUGUCGGAGUCAGUUUCCAAACAGCAGGUUAGUCAACAUAAUCCAAAGUCCUUUUAUAUUAAAUGAGGAUGAUUAAUGGUUGGCCAAAAUGCAGCUUUAAAAGUAAUUUUCAAUAACAUGCGACUUGGAGUCAAAUAAUUAACCAGCGGCUGUAAUCUUUGCUUUCUUCAAUCAAAAUUACGACGAACAGUGAAACAAUCCAAUUAGAACGAAAUUCACCAACUAGAACCUAGUAAAGGCGUGAACUGAAAACCGGAUGUUUCCUGAAAGGUCUUCUUUGGUCAGAUUCAGACGAAAAACGUAAAAUGUUGGUUAAUUUUUUUUGCCUUAGGGGUCGCAUAUUAUUAUCAUGAACAUUAUCAUUUAAAACAAAGUGAUUUUUUGCUAUUUGUAAAAGGAACCAACAGAUCUUUACAGUAUGAAACCUUCAUCGAACCAAUAGCCUACUGGCAAAAUAUAUACAUCACCACCAACAUUAACAGUUAAAAGUCUUCACGUUGUAGGGGCUAUGUCACACUAUGAAUUUUGCUAUCUUUUUGAAAAGUUAAAAAAUGUUUUCUCUUCAAUUGAAUUCUAUAAAUAAUGGUCCAGUUUUGUUAUUUAAGACUAUAUUUAUGCAUUUAAACUGUUUCCUGUUGUCAGUUGCUACUGAUGGCUAGGAUGGACAGGGAUCGAGAAUUGAAAAAGCUGGGCCAACCUUUUCAAGACCAAAUGCCUGGGGGGAAAAAUCACUAAAAAAUAUUAUGGCUAGUGCUCCCUAAUGAUCUUUCAGUUUAAUAUCUUCUUCAACUGCAGGAACAUUUUAUGUAUGGGUAAAGGCACUAAGUAAUAACUUCAGCACAGAUUUGACCUUAAACAGCAAUAUAGCAGCAUGGCAACAUAGUCUCUUAUAUCAUCUGUUCUUAUAAAUGGCUAAUUAACGACUACAAAAAUAUCAUAACAUACCAUAUUGCGCUUUGUUUAUCACCCCAAAAUUUUGCAUAAGCAUUGUGUUCAGUUUCUCUUGGGGCCUUAAAAAUUCCCGAGAGAAACUGAAGACAAUGCUUAUGCACAACGUCGGGGUGACAAAUAAACAGCAAUAUGGUAUGUUAUGGUAUUUUCUGUAGUCGUCAAAAGCAUUUUUUUACGAAAAGUAGGGAAAUUGCCUAUAAGUGGCUGCAACAGAAAAUGAGAAUUUCACCUAGGAAAGAACAGAAGAGGCUGUCAAAAUGCAGUGAACUCAUAAGAUUUAAGAUUAAUUACGCAGGAACAGUUAAUGAUUUAGUUGGAAACAAGGCUAUAAUACCUCAUCCAGGGGUAGAUUUAUUAUGUGGUAUAUAUGUAGAGUUUUGGAUGUCAAGGAUUGAGUACAUCAUACUCGGGUGAUAUAAGUUCUGUAGCCGUAUCUACAGAGUUUCGGUAUAAGGCUAGAAUGUCUCAUGCUUAACAGGUAGAUAUAACUUGUUGUAUCUGCAGCUGAAUCAUCACCUUUUGUAAGAAUCUAAUUGACUGAUUUCUUUGCUCUACUUUGUUUUGUAUAGCCUUCCUUUAUGCCCAACAUUUGCACCUUCAGGACAACCUAACAGUAACCCUUUAAAUCCCAAAACGAUUUGUCUUAACAAAUGCUUUGAUUCCCAUUGCGAGAGAAAAAAUAGUUCGCAUUGGUGUGAUGGUAUAGUUAGUUGUUAUUGGUGCCGGAACGACAAGAACGGCAGAAAAUUGGAAAAACCCUACUGCGCAAGCUCCGAACGCUGUUUCAGAGGAAUAGAGUCUGCAACUUAUGAACGUAAGAGCACUUUCUUGACAGACCUU
Messenger RNA from Porites lobata, 16017 nucleotides. NCBI's taxonomy places the organism in Eukaryota, Metazoa, Cnidaria, Anthozoa, Scleractinia, Poritidae. The record is from the annotation of a GenBank genome assembly.